This is a messenger RNA of Anoplopoma fimbria (sablefish), 3918 nucleotides long. It is a transcript of the gene syngap1a, whose product is annotated as synaptic Ras GTPase activating protein 1a. The record is from RefSeq and is a predicted model, not a curated record. Gene Ontology annotation, biological process: regulation of GTPase activity. Lineage: Eukaryota; Metazoa; Chordata; Actinopteri; Perciformes; Anoplopomatidae. Bases 1 to 3918 code for a protein of 1305 amino acids. The transcript is spliced from 20 exons.
AUGGACACAUCUUCAAAGACGUGGCUGCCGCAUCAGAGUCAGUUUGGGUUGGUUGGUCAAGCGGAGGUUUGCUGUGGCGGACCUGGAGUUUUAACCCCAAACCAAUCUCGCAGGGCAAGUUUUGCCUCUGUAAGACAGUCAAGCAUGGAGACCCCUCCCAAUGCCACCCCACAGCCCUUCAGACAGCCGGUGAGUACAGCAAUGUCGAGUUUUCUCAAUCGAAGGCUGAAGGGCUCCAUCAAGAGGGCCAAAAGUCAGCCCAAACUGGACCGGACCAGCAGCUUCAGACAAAUGAUUUUGCCCCGGUUUCGAAGUGCUGACCAAGAGAGGACUCGCUUGAUGCAGAGCUUCAAAGAAUCCCACUCCCAUGAAUCCCUACUUUCUCCUAGCAGUGCUGCGGAGGCUUUGGACCUAGUUUUGGAUGAAGAUGCCAUAAUCAAACCUGUCCACUCGAGCAUUUUAGGACAAGAGUACUGCUUUGAGGUUACCACCAAUUCAGGGACAAAAUGUUUUGCUUGCCGUUCUGCUUCCGAGAGAGACAAGUGGAUUGAAAAUCUGCAACGAGCUGUCAAACCUAACAAGAACUCCUCGUUUCCGUCCCAGGACAACAGCAGACGGACGGACAAUGUGCUCAAGUUGUGGAUCAUUGAAGCUCGAGACCUUCCGGCUAAGAAACGCUACUAUUGUGAACUGUGUCUGGAUGACAUGCUGUACGCACGCACCACCAGCAAACCCCGGACCGACACCGUGUUCUGGGGCGAGCAUUUUGAAUUUAACAAUUUGCCUACCAUUCGUAGCCUUCGUUUGCACCUCUACAAGGAAACUGACAAAAAAAGACGCAAGGAGAAAAGCACAUAUCUUGGCCUUGUCAGCAUCCCCAUCUCCAGCAUCACGGGCCGGCAGUUUGUGGAGCAGUGGUACCCGGUGAUACAGUCCAGUGUGUUGGCCAAAAGCGGUGGUGUUGGAAGUACCAAAGUGAUCAACGCAUCACUGCGUGUCAAGUCUCGUUACCAGACAAUGAACAUCCUUCCUAUGGAGCUGUACAAGGAGUUUGCGGAGUACAUAACCAACAACUACAGAACACUUUGUGCUGUUCUGGAGCCGCUGUUGAGCGUGAAAAGCAAGGAGGAGGUGGCGUUCGCUCUGGUGCACAUCCUACAAAGCACAGGGAAGACAAAGGAGUUCCUGUCAGACAUGGCAAUGUGUGAGGUGGAUCGGUUCAUGGACCGUGAGCACUUGAUCUUUCGUGAGAACACGCUAGCUACGAAGGCUGUGGAAGAGUACCUCAAACUGAUAGGUCACAGAUACCUCAAGGAAGCUAUAGGUGACUUCAUUCGAGCCUUAUAUGAGUCUGAGGAAAACUGUGAGGUGGAUCCCAUGCGUGUCCCGCCGUCUGUCCUCGCUGACCAUCAAGCCAACCUUCGAAUGUGUUGUGAGCUGUUACUCUGCAAGAUCAUCAACUCCCUCUGCAUAUUUCCCCGAGAGCUGAAGGAAGUUUUUGCUUCUUGGAGAGCCAGAUGUGCUGAGCGUGGAAGAGAGGAUCUUGCCGACAGCCUCAUCAGCUCCUCCCUAUUUCUUCGCUUCAUGUGCCCAGCCAUCAUGUCCCCCUCCCUGUUCAACUUAAUGCAGGAGUACCCCGCUGAGCGCACGUCACGCACACUCACGCUCAUUGCCAAGGUGAUGCAGAACCUCGCCAGCUUCAGCAAAUUUGGACCCAAGGAGGAAUACAUGUACUUCAUGAACGAGUUUCUGGAGAUGGAGUGGGGCUCCAUGCAGCAGUUUCUCUAUGAGAUUUCCAACAUGGAGGCCUCAGGAAACGCUGGAGGGUUUGAGGGCUACAUUGACCUCGGAAGAGAAUUGUCCAUGCUGCACAGCUUACUGUGGGAAGUCAUGGGCCAGCUAAGUAAGGAUGCUAUUCUUAAACUUGGACCCCUACCAAGGCUGCUGAAUGACAUCAGCGUCGCCCUGAGGAACCCGCAGCUCCACAUGCCUACAAAUCACCAGCCGGACAGACCGAAGGACAGACUCUUCUCGCGGCCAUCUUUCAAUCGUCUAAUGUCUUCUGAUUUCCAAAGCCUUAUGAUGCGUGACUUAAACAGUUCAAUAGACAUCUCUCGACUGCCAUCCCCCACGACUGGAGUCUCAGCUGUAGAAUCCCUCUCAUCUAAUCUGAACAUGAGGCGCCAUGCAGAACGAGACCUCCGCUCGUCGAGGGAAGUGUUCUACGUGACCCGCCCGCCGCUGGCUCGAUCCAGCCCAGCAUACUGCACAAGCAGCUCGGACAUCACUGAACCUGAUCCAAAGGUCCAUAGUGUGAAUAAAAGUGUGUCCAUGAUGGACCUUCAGGAUUCUCGUAUGAACAGCAUUUCCAACCUCAACUCUGUGGGAGACAUGCUCACCUCCUCUCAGGCCUCUAUUGCCGGCCUGGGCCACAGCUUCGGAAACCUCUGCGGUCCUCUUCGUAUGGGAGGACAUAUGCCAGCGGGCUCUGCAGGCUCUGGUUUGAGGCUGAGCCAGAUGGGCCACAUAGGGGGGCCCACCGAAUCCAUCUCUCAACAGCAGCAGCAGGCAGCAGCAGCCAUGCACUUCCCCCUGUCUUUCCAAAACCCGCUAUUCCAUCUGGCCGCCCAGAACUCCCCGGCUCAGUCUCAGCCUCACCCCCCUCCUCUCCUCCUCGCCCCAGAGCCAGAGAAUGGCCACCACGACUAUGCACCGUCCUUUGGCAACAGUGCUUUCUCCCGCAGUGAGGACUUGUCCGCCUUGCGGUCACAAAGCAGUCUGGUGCAGCCCAGCAUUGUCCACUCACACAGUUACAGUGAUGAUUUCACCCGGCAGAAUCAGAACAAUGACUUCGCCUGGCACCAACUGUCACUGCAGGUGCAGGAGUCUCUUCAGCAACAGCACCUUAUGGGAGUUGUAUCUCAGUCUGGCACUGGGACGGGCACACCCGCCUCCUUGGCCACACCACCUACUACAGUUCACCCUGUACGCCAUUCGUCUAUGGCGCCGGCACAACACCUCAAGUCACAGCGGUCCAUUAACACUCCUGCCACCGCCACACCUCCAAAAGCUCGCCCACAGAGCAGGAACCUCCUCCUCGACUCUUCUGACACAAACUUCAGUGGCAGUCAGCCUAAAUCGCGUCAGCAACAGCAACAUCAACAGCAAAAUCAGCAGCAACAUCAGCAGCAGCAACAUCAGCAGCAGCAACAUCAGCAGCAACAUCAGCAGCAACAACAACAAGAAGCGCAGCUGUCGGUGACAGACAGUCCAGCUCCCGGACUCCCAUACCAGACAAGCUCCGCCAAAGAGAACCAGGCCCCUCAAGCAGCUGCAGAGGAGUCAACAGACACGCCCACAAAAAGCACCAAGAAGUCUCAACAGACACAACUACAGCCGCCACAGCAGCAUCUGCUCAAACCAGGCAAUAAACAGGGUUCUCCGUCGACCUUGAACACCUCGGCCCUCAAUGAACGGACAGUCGCUUGGGUGUCCAACAUGCCACAUCUCUCUGCUGACAUUGAGAGCCUGCGGCCGGACCGUGAGGGUCAGCUCAAGGAGUACUCCAAGAGCAUGGAUGAGUCGCGACUAGAGAGGGUAAAAGAGUACGAAGAAGAGAUACAUUCAUUGAAGGAGCGGCUGAAGAUGUCUCAUCGCAAGCUUGAAGAAUAUGAGCAGAGACUUGUGUCGCAGGAACAGCAGACAAGCAAAAUCCUAAUGCAGUAUCAGAACCGCCUGGACGACAGCGAGCGCCGUCUUAAGCAGCAGCAGGUGGAGAAGGACUCUCAAAUCAAAGGCAUCAUCAACAGACUCAUGGCUGUGGAAGAUGAGCUGAGAGGGGGUGCCAUUCCUGAUAUUAAGCCUCGAAUCCUCACAGACCAGUCUAUCAACCAGGUCUAUGGACAUCCCGGAUCCUGA